AUACGAGUCUAUCUAUUGUUUCGCGGCUAAGAAUGGAAAGAAUGAAGCGAAUCUCGCAUGGGGUGGUCGAUGACCGGAUUUAAUAGAAGAAAGUAUUUAUUUCUUUUUUUACGUUUUCUUUUAAUCUUAUAUUAUAAUUAACCUCUACGAUUCCUUACGCGUAUCGAACAUCUUUUGCAUGCAAGUAAAGAGCGCUUUUUUAGAAAAAUGGAACGUGAAAAAGUAUCUGCUAUAAAAAUUUUGCCUGUUUCCUUCUCGUAAAAUUUUAAGGGUAAAAUUGCAAAAUCCGGCUCCUUAGUGCAGUAAAGAAUUAUGCAAAGAAUAUUUUGCAAAUAAAGAUGCAUUUUUGCACAUUUUGGGAACCCAAACAUCUGUUAUCCCUGCCUCUCCCGACCAUAUGUUAUAAAAUAAAUAAGCAUCGCCGAAGCUUAUUAACUUUCCGCUAGAAUUUUUAAAAAUCAUGAUCGGCGUAUUCGGUGUUUACUCAUAACCCUAAAGUUUUAUUUAUUUAGGCAUAAUGAUUCUAUGUAUUUAAGCAUGAUUAAGCUAUUCUUCAUCGGUCUGGAUUGAAAUUCAAUCUUUAGCGCCACGUGUACAGAACGGUGCUAUUAUCAGCUGAAUGUUAAUAGCCAUUUUUAAAUUAACGCGAUAAAUUUUGAAUAAACAAGCAUUUAAUUUAUGCGCGUACAUGCGCGUCUCACAGGCAGGAGAUUCAUUUAUGGCGUUUACAUACGACAUCCAGAAAAGUAUGUUUAAAUAAUGAUAAAAUUAUCGUUUAUCGUGAUGUAGUUCUUAAACAGUUUGUCAGUUGAGAAAGCGUCGAACCGAUCAAAAGAGGUAUAGCGCAGUAAAAGGUUUAAUGUAAAAUGGAAACGGCGGAAAUUGACAAUGAACGAACUCAUACUCGUUCUAUAAAAUUACCAACAGCAGUGGAAGUGUUUGCAAAUUUAAAAAAUGCCCAAAAAUUCGCAAUUGACAUUGGCUUAUCAUUGACAAAAAUAGCUUACUAUUCAACGGUUAGUUACCGUAAAGCAUUGUAUGAGGAUACAGGAUUAGGAAAUAGUGGAGAACGUGCAUAUAAAGUACACGAAGGAAAUAGACUUCACUUUGUUAAAUUUGAAACAAGAUACAUUGAAAAUUGUUUGGAUUUUGUGAAAGAGAAUUUAGUGAAUGUUGAACGGUUUCAAGGUAAAAGUAUUAAAGUAACUGGCGGAGGAGCAUACAAAUAUACUCCUUUACUGCAAGAAAAAUUAGGCUUAACAGUCGAUAAAGAAGAUGAAAUGACAUGUUUAAUAAAAGGUUGCAAUUUUUUACUCAAGAAUAUCCCGUGUGAAGCUUUCGAGUUUGAAAGACACGGUAAUCCUGAAUAUAAAUUUCAAAAGGCUGAUCCUCAUAUAUUUCCAUAUAUGUUAGUAAAUAUUGGUAGCGGCGUCAGUAUUCUUAAAGUGGAGUCUGAAAAAGUAUUUGAAAGAGUUGGUGGAACAGCUACAGGAGGAGGAACAUUCUGGGGACUAGGUUCUUUGCUCACAAAAAGAAAGGGCUUUGAUGAAUUACUGCAACUUGCAGAACGUGGAGAUCAUCGUAAUGUUGAUAUGUUGGUAAAAGAUAUGUAUGGGGGUGAUUAUUCCUCUCAAGGAUUACCUGGAGACCUUAUUGCAGCUUCUUUUGGCAAAGCAGUGUUUUAUAAUGGUCAACCUACAUUUUCUGAAGCAGAUCUUGCGAGGAGUCUUUUACUUACAAUCAGUAAUGAUAUUGGACAAAUAGCUAGUUUGUAUGCAACUGUACAUAAAAUGGAUAGAGUUUAUUUUGGUGGUUACUUUUUACGUAAUCAUCCUUUGUCAAUGCAUACCAUUUCAUAUUCCAUCAAAUAUUGGUCAAAUGGCAAAGUAAAACCUCUAUUUCUUCGUCACGAGGGCUAUCUUGGUGCGAUCGGAGCAUUUUUAUAUGGUGCUGAACAGUCCAACGAAUAUAGUUGGUUAGAAAACUAUGCAGGAUCAUCAGGUUUCAAAGAUUCGAUAUCCACUAAUCUCGGAAUUAAAGUUGCUCAGUUGGAAAUUGAUCAGGCUGAAAAUGCUGUUACAUUUUGUCCUCUUUUAAAAGAUCCUGCAUCUUACAAUCCUGAUACAACAGACCUUGCUCAAGAUAAAGAAGCUAGAGAUUACUGGCUGCAGUGUUUCGAAGAAUCUGUAGAUAAAUUUGUAGCAAGAGCUAUACACAGUCAGCCACAUAGUCCAACUGCAAAAGAUAGAGCAACGAAGUUGAAGGAAAAAUAUGUUAAUAGACUGCAUUAUCUGCAUCUUCAACCAUUUGCUUAUGGAACACUCACUGUGAGAGUAUUAUUAGACACUAUUGAACACUGUAUGAAAGAAUUCGAUUUUCCUGAUCCUUAUUUGCACCAAAAAAAGCAGGAGAACGAAGAAGCUUUAAAGCAUUUAAAACAGCGUAUAACCCUUAUCGAUAAUUUAGAAGGGGCAGAAAAAAUAAAAGCUUUAAUACUCGGAGUAUUAAGUGGUAAUAUGUUUGACUGGGGUGCGAAAGCUGUCGCAACUUUGAUGGAAACCACGGACUUUGGUUUUGCCGAAGCUCAAGCAAAAAUACCGGGUAGACCUUGGUUACAAGACGACUUGGAUGAUUGGAUAGAUAGACUGGAAACGGGACCACCUCAUAAGUGUGCUGCUAUUUUUGUUGACAAUAGUGGAGUUGACAUAGUACUAGGAAUUUUACCAUUUGCACGAGAUUUAUUACUACGAGGAACAAAGGUUAUUCUGUGUGCUAAUUCUAUGCCAGCAUUGAAUGAUGUGACAUAUCCAGAGUUAGUUGUAACGUUACGGGACGCUGCAAAAAUAUGUAAAGUCAUCAGACAUGCUAUUAAGGACAACAGACUGAUUGCUAUGGAAACAGCUCAAGCUGGUCCUUGCCUGGAUUUAAGCCGAUUAAGUUUGGACUUAUGUCUCGCUAUGGUGAAACAUAACGUUGAUCUCGUCGUACUCGAGGGUAUGGGUAGGACUGUUCAUACCAAUCUUUAUUCAAAAAUGACUUGCGAAUGUUUGAAGUUAGCGGUGAUUAAAAAUCGGUGGUUAGCCCUUCGAUUGGGUGGCGAUAUGUAUUCUGUAAUAUGUAAAUACGAACGAGCACCGGAGAAAAUGAACAUUUACGAUAUAGCAAUGAAACCAACGGAAUGUCCACAAGAGUGUGUAGAGAGAGUGACGGAUAUUUGCACCUGUGACGUUAAAAAUAAAUAAGUAAACUGAACUGAAAAAUCAUACAUAAAAAAGUAUUUCUUUACUUACGUUUAGAUGUAUAUACAUAUGUAAAUGAAAAAAGAAUUUAAGUACUACAUUUUAGAAUUUCAUAUGACAAUUUAUGUAUAUUGUACAAAAACUUUUAAAUACUUUUACAAAAUUUAUCGUUAUUUUUCCGACAUUACAAAGAAACAACUAUGAAAGAAAAGGAAGGAAACUUGGUUGAUUGCAUCAUAUAUUUUGCGAAAUGCUAAAUGAGAUUGAUUAAAAUGAAGAUUUACAUACAAUUUGGCUAUUUUAAAUUUACAGUACGAAUCGAGAGUAUGGAAUGUUGAAUGUUACUGGAUUAUUCAAGUUUGACAAACUAGCCUACUUGUUAUUCAAGUAUAAAAGCUUUAGCGUUCCGAUACAUGGAUAAAUCAUGACUAACACUUAGUCGAAGACAAUAAGAUUAUUUUUUCUGUAAUUUAAAGAGGUUACCGUAGUUUAAAGGAUAAGUGAUGCGAUCAAUUAUAACAAAGAUAUGUAUCAUAUAAUAUUGUAUAAUAUAUCUUCUGUGAUAAUGUAAUAUUCAAAAAGAAAGUUACAUAUACGUGAUAAAUUAAAACAGUAAAUUGGAACAGUAUAAUAGAGUAUAAAAAUCAAAUAUUUUAAGUUGGCACCUUCUGAUCACGAGAUAUUUUGUACAGAUCUGUCGCUUCACGUCAAAUUAAACAGUGUGAAACAGCGUUUCUUUCAGCAUAAUAAAUUCAAGUAUAUGUCUCGAA
Megachile rotundata (alfalfa leafcutting bee) is the source of this 4009-nucleotide messenger RNA. Its product is annotated as 4'-phosphopantetheine phosphatase. Gene Ontology annotation, biological process: coenzyme A biosynthetic process. Gene Ontology annotation, cellular component: nucleus; cytosol. Gene Ontology annotation, molecular function: ATP binding; pantothenate kinase activity. NCBI's taxonomy places the organism in Eukaryota, Metazoa, Arthropoda, Insecta, Hymenoptera, Megachilidae. The record is from RefSeq and is a predicted model, not a curated record.